Trichoplusia ni (cabbage looper) is the source of this 1436-nucleotide messenger RNA. RefSeq lists its product as uncharacterized. The record is from RefSeq and is a predicted model, not a curated record. Bases 157 to 1170 code for a protein of 337 amino acids. The transcript is spliced from 5 exons. NCBI's taxonomy places the organism in Eukaryota, Metazoa, Arthropoda, Insecta, Lepidoptera, Noctuidae.
AAUUAAGUAAACAGAUUACAAUACAUGAGGUUUCAUAUGUAAAGUUAACUCAUAGCUGACGAAAAUAUUAAAAUUAGAACUGUCAAGGGUAACCAAAUAAAGAGAAAAAUGGAAAGCCAUUUGACAAAGUUCACAAACUGAAAUUUGUUGUUAAAUAUGUCACAUUCGAGGAAUGCACACAAAUUAUCUGAUAAAAGUAGGACAGACAUUCAGGCAACCGACAAAAAUGAGGAUGAAGGAGAAGUCAUAAGUUGUAACGCCACCGAGAGCUGCACAUACGCUGUGACCGUUUCAAAGAAACCAUCAGCCUCAAACACCUUGGGUGGUUUGUGUUCUGGACAAAAGUCUUUCAUAAGUAUACAUUCAACCGACCAGUUAUGUCAAGUGGCCGACGUCGACAAUCCAUCGAACCUCGAAGAGUGUAACUUGGAAGUUCUCAGCCUCAACGAGGUGUUCCCUUCGACAUCUGAAGAAAGCCUCUCUAACGAGGACGACUCACCCGUUCAGAGGAAGCAAAAAAACUUAAACAAAAAUAAAGCAACAAUACAAAAAUGCCAAUCAGAAAACGCAGAGAAAUCGUCAUACAUGCCGACGAACAGUAAGUCGUCAACUGGUUCGAGGCAGAAGGAUCCCGUCGAAGGGCAACCAUCAGUGUAUUCUGAUUUCGACAUCCCUAAAAAUACACUGUACGUAGUCGGGAGUAACCCGGGCGAGCCAAAGAUGUCCUAUCCAGAUCCGCCAAAGAAAAUUUCAAAGACGAUGAAAAAGUUUCUGCGCAACAUAGACAAACACAAGAAUGAGCAGAACAUAAAGAGCAGCGAGAAAGCCAUCAGUAAGCUAACCACCAUGCGAGGGAUACUCAAGGACGGCCGCUGCGGGCCGGAGUGCACCGGCGACUCGUCUGUACAGGGCGCGGAAGAAUACAACACUGAAGAUCUCACAUUGCCGUUCUCAAUGGACUUUGGUCCUCAAUCAAACUACAGUAAGCAAAGCCCAGACAAAAACGUGACUUUUAACACGCAAGUUGUGAUCAUUCACUUCACGGGGGACCUGUGCGUGGGACAGAGCGUCGAGACCCUCAGCAAGGAGAAGGACCAACAAGCGAGAAACUCCGAACUAAGGAAAACAUUCCUCACAAAAUACAACGAAUUUUGGCCCACACAGAAAUAAUUUUAAGUUUAGAUUAUAAUUUCUGAAGUUUUGUCUUUAGUGAGAUUAUUAUCGCCGUAUCCUUAGGAAAGUUCGAACAAAAACAUGGUAUAAGUUAUUGGAAAUGUUUUAUAUUUAUACACAAUAUAUUUGUACGAUGUUAAAAUUUAUGAAGUUGCGUUUUGUCUGACGUUUAUUUAUUUAAAAUCCGAUCAAUUCGAUUGCUUACUUUGUAGCGUUGAAUUGUGUGACAUUCGGGAAACCAAAUUAAAAUAAAGGUAUUCUUA